AUGAGUGAGCAGGAAAAUGCUACAGUUCAGUCUGGGUUUAUACUUGUGGGGUUUGCAGAGCCUCACCAAUUCCAUCUUUUAAUCUUUGCACUGUUGCUGUCACUGUAUAUGAUCACCUUAAUGACAAACACUAUGAUUAUCUUGAUAGUAAAAUCUGAUCCUGUGCUUAACACUCCUAUGUAUUUUUUCCUUAUGCAUUUGGCCUGUUUAGAGGCUUGCUAUAUGUCAGUUAUCAUCCCUAAGCUAUUAGAGAAUUUGAUGGUGAAACCUAAUGUUAUUUCCUUUCUGGGAUGUGCCGUGCAGAUGUUCCUCUUCCUAUUCUUCGGAGUUGCUGAAUGCUUUCUUCUGGCUGUAAUGGCAUUUGAUCGGUAUGUUGCCAUAUGUUGGCCUUUGCGUUACACAAUAAUUAUGAGCAGGAAUGUUUGCUGGAAGAUGGUGAUUGGUUCAUACAUUUGUGGGACUGUUGUUGGGCUGGUGCACACCACUGUCACAUUUGGCUUGCUGUUUUGUGGAGUGAUCAUCAACCAUUUCUUCUGUGAAGUGCAACCGUUGUUGGAACUAGUGUGUGGAGACACUUUCCUAAAUGAAAUUCAAGUAAUUGGGGUGGCUCUUAUGGCUAUCAUGCUACCUUUCCUGCUGAUCAUCCUAUCUUACAUUGGCAUUAUCUUCACUAUCAUCAGAAUGCCAGUCUUGCAGAGCAGAUAUAAAGCCUUUUCUACUUGCUCUUCACACCUAAUAGUGGUUGUCCUCUUUUAUGGAACAGCUAGUUCUAUGUAUUUAAAACCGAAAUCCAACUAUUCUCCACCAGUGGACAAGUUUUUAUCAUUUUCAUAUACUGUUUUAACACCUUUGUUAAAUCCCAUUAUCUAUAGCCUAAGGAACAAGGAAAUCCAGGCAGCCCUGAGAAAGCUAUGGGGAAAAUAUUAUUUUUUGUAA
Sceloporus undulatus (fence lizard) is the source of this 936-nucleotide messenger RNA. RefSeq names its product olfactory receptor 10C1-like. Gene Ontology annotation, molecular function: G protein-coupled receptor activity; olfactory receptor activity. The record is from RefSeq and is a predicted model, not a curated record. Lineage: Eukaryota; Metazoa; Chordata; Lepidosauria; Squamata; Phrynosomatidae. Gene Ontology annotation, cellular component: membrane. Gene Ontology annotation, biological process: G protein-coupled receptor signaling pathway. The coding region runs from base 1 to 936 and encodes 311 amino acids. The transcript has a single exon.